AUGUUCUCUUUUCUUCUGACUUUAUCUCUCAUUCAAGGUACUCUCUCUUAUGCAAUUGGGACGGGAGUUCAAGCAAAUCCGAGCGGUUGCAACGUUUGUGCCGAACAAGGGCAAUGGAGUGCUUGGACUGAAUGGUCUUCCUGUUCUGCUGCAUUUGGAACGCCUGUCCAAACUCGAACUCGUCUCUGUCCAUCUGGAAACUGUCAAGGUGGAUCUACAACUGAAUCCAGACCGUGUGUUCUUUAUGAUCCUCAACCAACUCAACCACAAUGGGGAGCCUGGGGAUCUUGGAGUGCUUGCAGUGCCAGUUGCGGUGGUGGUACAAUGACGAGAAGCCGUGUUUGCAAUAAUGGAUGCUCAACCUGCCAAUGUGUCGGAGCUGCUGCCGAAUCGCAAGCGUGCAAUGCUCAACCGUGCUGCACUUGGACUGCGUGGUCUUCCUGGUCGGCAUGCUCUGUAACCUGCGGAUCUGGUGGAUCUAUCACAAGAUCGAGACAAUGCAGCUGUGGAUCAGGAUGCGCCGGAGGAUCUGUCGAACAAGAGCCAUGCCCUCAACAAGCUGCCUGCCCAUGUACCACAUGCAACCAACCACCACCACCAUGCAAUACCUGUAACACUCAACCGGUUGUCAUUGUGACACCAGCUCCAUGCACAACUUGCUAUCAGCCACCAGCAUGCUCAACCUGCGGACAUGCUCAACCAUUCUACGAUCCUUAUGGAAAUGGAAGGAAGAAAAGAAUGAUUUCUGCUGCUGGAAACUCCACAAGCACAAAUGUUUGA
Molecule: messenger RNA, 780 nt
Organism: Caenorhabditis remanei
Lineage: Eukaryota; Metazoa; Nematoda; Chromadorea; Rhabditida; Rhabditidae
Exons: 6
Coding region: 1-780 (259 amino acids)
Source: RefSeq, a predicted model, not a curated record